AUGACCUUUGACCAAACGAACGAGCACAAAUCACCCCCCUCCGAAACAGUAGCUCUUCAUUCCAUACGAGAUGUUGUUUUGUCAUCAUCGCCAUCAUCAUCUCUUGAUAAUGAUCAAUGCACCACCACCACGACGGCGGUGAUGAACUAUGGUGGGUAUUUAUAUUUCUGUAAACUCGGGGUGGAUGAGAGAUGGACUCUCUUGAGCGAAGGCAAUUGCCACUACUGUUGUGACCUUAUAUAUUUCAGCAAAGAUGGACGUUUUUAUGCCUCGGGAAACCAGUACGAAUAUCAUCAACUCGAAGCUUGGGAUCUCACUGAUCAUUCCUGUCCUAAACAUCAACUCAUUGACCCCACCUUCUCUAGUCCACGGACGAUCCCCGAAAUGAUAGAUUACUAUAAGUCUUUUAAUUAUUGGCAAGUUUCUUUUGUGAAAUAUUUGGUGGAAUCCUCGGGGGAUCUUCUACUGGUUUUCAGGAUUUUUAAUACAGAGUUUGUUCCGGGGGGAAAAGAAAACGAUUCCUAUAGCUCGCCAAAGUUUCACAGGACCUUGAGAUUUGUUGUUCAUAAGUUGAAUUUUAAGCUGAAUAAGUGGGAACAUGUAGAAUGCUUAGAUGAUCGCUCAUUAUUUGUGGGUUAUAAUCAUUCGUUCUCUCUUUCAACACGUGAUUAUCCAGAGCUCAGGGGGAGAAUUGGCUCUCAUGUGUAA
Molecule: messenger RNA, 708 nt
Organism: Cornus florida
Lineage: Eukaryota; Viridiplantae; Streptophyta; Magnoliopsida; Cornales; Cornaceae
Exons: 1
Coding region: 1-708 (235 amino acids)
Source: RefSeq, a predicted model, not a curated record